AUGUAUCGUCUUAAUCCCGUUGUUAAUGAGUCCUAUUCUGACAUCUCCCAUACGGACAGUAUGUACAGGUGCACUUUGCCUAGUCAGCCAUCUUCAACCGAGGGAACAGCCAGUGAGCCAGCAGGUGCUUGUUCUCUCAACUCGCUUGAUAAAUUUAUCGUAAACGAAUCAGGAGCCAGAUCAAAACUUGGUCAGGCCAUACAAGCCCGCAAAAAAGAACAGAACAAACCUAGUAGUGCUGCGGACAAUAUUUCGUGUAACACCACUUUCAAGACCCCCCAAUCAAAGCCUGGCAACGAAAUGUUACUCGACAGGUAUAUCAUCAGAAAAACAGCUCCAGUUUCUAAACUCGGCAAACACCUUCAAUCUCAAAAGGAAGGUCCAAAAGAGUCACCAGAAGAUUUACGGCUUAAGCACCGACUUGAGGAACUUGAACAGCGCCUUGAUGCCUUCCUUGUUCCCAUGGGCCUUGUUGAAUCCAGCCCACAUGUCGCACCUUUUGUGUUCUCCGAGGGUGAUGGUACAAACACUUCGACUGGUCCAUCGCAAAAUCCCGCUCGCAGCGCCGAGCACUCUGUGUUAGUCUCCUCAACUGGUCGCUCUCAACCAAAUCAUUGUGCUGUUUCAAGCCCCAUUGAUCUCGCCAUCCAUUGUGAUCCCAAAUCUCCACCCUUUGCCAUCCUUCUUUACAGCAAAUUGUUGCAGUUAGCUGGCCGAAGCAUUUCUCUUCGGUUUUAUCGACAUUCUUCUCUUGAAUCGGUUCCAAAACAUUUGUCCGAAAUCGAGAAUUUCUUCGUUGGUCCCGAACGUUCUUUAUCUUCAGAGGUGAUCCUCUCAGUCAUUUGGAGAACCUGUCCGUUCAAUUGCAUGGCCAUUUCUAAUCCAUUCACCGAUCUCCCGCUCUAUGGCGAGUCCACAGUUUUAAUGUCCCUCGCACGCAAUACUUGCAAUUUCUCUAAAUCUCUUGAUCUCCUGUCAAAAAUUGACCAAGAUAUCUCAAGUGGAAAUGAAAGCCUGCAAAGUGAGUGCAUUAAGGCAGUUGCGAGUUCAUCUGGUGAAACCUUUUCCGUGCCUGAAAUAUCGCUCUUUGUUUCCUGUGUGCAAGCAGGCCUGAUCCCAAUGCUUCAGAAAACCGCCAAAGCGUGGUUUGAAAAAUGCAUGUCGGAUAAAAACUUUGCUUCUACCAAAAGGCUUAUUCAGCUUUUCCAUUGA
This is a messenger RNA of Mesocestoides corti, 1212 nucleotides long. The record is from the annotation of a GenBank genome assembly. NCBI's taxonomy places the organism in Eukaryota, Metazoa, Platyhelminthes, Cestoda, Cyclophyllidea, Mesocestoididae.